CUCCCUCAUCACUGAAAUCAGAAAAACCCUGCAAAAGCACACAAACCAGAGAAAAAGGAAUUCUAAGAAAGGUAAAGAAGGAAAUGCAAUCUUUAUCUUCCCUUCGAAGCGCACUUGGUUCUAUUCCUGCUUCAUUUCCUCUUCCUUCUCAUGGAACUUUCAACUCCAUAUCCAGACACACCGCCUCUCCAGGUCUAGUUGGGAGUGAACUAAACUUCUCGAGAAUUACAUUUCAUCCAAGGAUUAAGGUUAAUUGCGUUUCCACCCCUUCAGAGAAAGCUGCCUUCACUCAUGAAAAUUAUGAUAAAAAGUGCCCUUUGGUUAAAAUGUGUGGGAUUACCUCAGCUCGAGAUGCUGUGAUGGCAGCAGAAGCUGGUGCAAAUUUUAUUGGGAUGAUUCUUUGGCCCAGCUCAAAACGGUCCAUUUCACUUUCAGUUGCAAAGGAAAUUUCAAAAGUUGCAAGAGAAUAUAAAGCAGCACCGGUAGGGGUGUUUGUGGAUGAUGAUGCAGACACAAUAUUGAGAGCUGCGGAUGCAGCAGACCUUGAAUUUGUGCAGCUUCAUGGGAAAGGUUCACGGGCAGCUUUUCUAGAUUUAAAGGGAACAAAUCGUAUAGUGUAUGUUCUCCAUGCAAAUGAGAAUGGAAACCUUCUAAAUCAAAUUUCAGAUGAAGAAUGUUCCUUGGUUGAUUGGAUUCUCGUGGAUAGCACAACAGGUGGCAGUGGCAAAGGAUUUAACUGGACGCAUUUUGAAUUACCACCAAUCAAAAGCAAGAAUGGAUGGCUCUUGGCGGGAGGGAUUAAGCCUGGAAACGUUAUUGAAGCUGUUUCUCUCCUCAAACCUCAUGGUGUCGAUGUUAGUAGUGGUAUUUGUGGCUCAGAUGGCAUUAAUAAGGAUCAAUCACGAAUAGUGUCAUUUAUGAAUGCAGUCCAUUGUGUACGCUAUUGAUUGACCACAAGGAAAAAGAAACCAAUCCUGGCUGCGUCACUUGAAACCCGAUUUGCAUUGUGCCAGCCAGUAUUACUAUCAUCUCAUUCUAUGGAGUUAUCUAGUUGAAUAUGGAUGUACCAUGGUUCGGGUCUGAGACGGAAAUCCAUGCUUUUAAACUACGAGGCUGCUCGAAGUGUAUUUUAAUGUAUUGUUCAAGCAUUUCAGAAUGAGAUCUUGAACAUUUAAAAGAGAUGCUACCGAUAUAACAAGCGUACUAAACGUGACACCACAUUCUUAUCAAUCAUGCGGGGAUGGUUGUCGUUCCUUUAACAGUGUAGUUUUUUUAUCCUUCUCAACAUCAGAAAUUCCUUUCCUGA
Populus euphratica (Euphrates poplar) is the source of this 1306-nucleotide messenger RNA. RefSeq names its product N-(5'-phosphoribosyl)anthranilate isomerase 1, chloroplastic-like. The record is from RefSeq and is a predicted model, not a curated record. The transcript has 4 exons. Gene Ontology annotation, molecular function: phosphoribosylanthranilate isomerase activity. The coding region runs from base 84 to 947 and encodes 287 amino acids. NCBI's taxonomy places the organism in Eukaryota, Viridiplantae, Streptophyta, Magnoliopsida, Malpighiales, Salicaceae. Gene Ontology annotation, biological process: L-tryptophan biosynthetic process.